Messenger RNA from Camelus dromedarius (Arabian camel), 1477 nucleotides. RefSeq names its product transmembrane protein 106C (gene TMEM106C). The record is from RefSeq and is a predicted model, not a curated record. The transcript has 8 exons. Lineage: Eukaryota; Metazoa; Chordata; Mammalia; Artiodactyla; Camelidae. Bases 104 to 853 code for a protein of 249 amino acids.
GGAACCAAGAGGCAGGUAAACCAGCUGAAGCGGGCGGGUGGCGGGGAGGUGCGGCCCGGAGUUCGUGCCUUGCAGGACAUGACACAAGUGGUACGUCCCGGCCAUGGGGUCUCAGCAUUCCGCCUCUGCUCGUCCCACUUCCUGCAAGCAAAAGAAAGAUGACAGGGAGGAUUUGCUGGCUGAAUGGGAGCAGGAAGAAGCCAUUGCUCAGUUCCCAUAUGUGGAAUUCACCGGGCGAGAUAGCAUCACUUGUCUCACUUGCCAAGGGACAGGUUACAUUCCAACAGAGCAAGUAAAUGAGUUGGUGGCUUUGAUCCCACACAGUGACCAGAGAUUGCGUCCUCAGAAAACUAAGCAGUAUGUCCUUCUGUCUGUCCUGCUCUGUCUCCUGGCAUCUGGUUUGGUGGUUUUCUUCCUGUUUCCACAUUCAGUCCUUGUGGAUGAUGACGGCAUCAAAGUGGUGAAAGUCACAUUUAAUGAGCAGGACUCCCUUGUCAUCCUCGCCAUCACGGCCACCCUGAAAAUCAGGAACUCCAACUUCUACUCUGUGGCCGUGACCAGCCUGUCCAGCCAGGUCCAGUACAUGAACACAGUGGUUGGGUCAUACGUGACAACCAACGUCUCCCUCAUUCCGCCUCGGAGUGAGCAUCUGGUGAAUUUUACCGUGAAGGCUGAGAUGGGAGGACCGUUUUCCUAUGUGUACUUCUUCUGCACGUUACCUGAUAUCCGGGUGCACAACAUAGUGGUCUUCAUGCGAACUUCAGUGAAGAUUUCCUACAUUGGCCACAUGACCCAGAGCUCCUUGGAGACACAUCACUAUGUGGACUGUGGGGCAAAUUCCACAGCUGUUUAGAAACUGCCCUUGGUUCUUCCAUGGCAUCAGCUGUUCCCAGGGCUUGAGCUCCAUACCUACCCCAGGUGGUAGAAGUAGAGGGGAAAUUGGUUUUCAGUCCCCAGCAAACAUCUUCCUGCCACGUGGAGGAAAAUGCCUCUCUGUAACACCAUUUACAUUUCUCAGAACCAGCCAGAUCACUGCCUAGUGCCUCGCCUAUGCCCAGCACGUAGUAGGCACUCAAAGAAGGUUUGAAGACUUUUAAUUCAGAUCUUUUCAGCUGUUCUUGGGGCAUUAUAAAUCGAAAUCAUACCAUGGAUCUAGGUUAUCAGACAAUAGAGUGACAUGGAGAUAGGGCUGUCAGUGCAUCUGCAGGACUGUUGUCAGGGCCUCGUCACAGAAGUGGCGGCAGGGCGGGAACACUGGAAUACAUAAGGAAGCACAGACCGUUCCAUGUGGGAAAUUUUUUCAUCUGCUCCCAAAUGCCUAGGAACUUUAUCAAAAAAAAAAAAAAACUUUUUUUCCCUGUAGAAAAUUACAAUUGUUUUUACCAAGAGUCCAUGUGGGGCUUGAUUUACCCUUCAUCCAUUGGCUGGAACAUGGAUUGGGGGAUUUGGUAGAAAAAUAAACCCUGCUUUUGAUUCA